Molecule: messenger RNA, 1113 nt
Organism: Rhinichthys klamathensis goyatoka
Lineage: Eukaryota; Metazoa; Chordata; Actinopteri; Cypriniformes; Leuciscidae
Product: WAP four-disulfide core domain protein 3-like
Exons: 10
Coding region: 1-1113 (370 amino acids)
Biological process (GO): antibacterial humoral response; innate immune response
Cellular component (GO): extracellular region
Molecular function (GO): peptidase inhibitor activity
Source: RefSeq, a predicted model, not a curated record
AUGACAGCUCGAGUGUACUGCUCAUUUAGUGCUGUUUUAUUGUGUCUGUCUGCAUGUUUGAGCACAACAGACGCUGGAGUCGUAGCAAAGCCAGGGGAGUGUCCAAGCACAAAGUCUGGAGCAGGAAUGUGUGCCGAGUUGUGUUACUAUGACAGUGACUGUCCGAACAAUGAGAAAUGCUGCAGCAAUGGAUGUGGACAUCAGUGCAUGGCUCCAUAUAUAGCAAAGCCAGGGGAGUGUCCAAGCACAAAGUCUGGAGCAGGAAUGUGUGCCGAGUUGUGUUACUAUGACAGUGACUGUCGGAACAAUGAGAAAUGCUGCAGCAAUGGAUGUGGACAUCAGUGUAUGGCUCCAUAUAUAGCAAAGCCAGGGGAGUGUCCAAGCACAAAGUCUGGAGCAGGAAUGUGUGCCGAGUUGUGUUACUAUGACAGUGACUGUCCGAACAAUGAGAAAUGCUGCAGCAAUGGAUGUGGACAUCAGUGUAUGGCUCCAUAUAUAGUGACGCCUGCAGCCGAACCCACAACAGACGCUGGAGUCGUAGCAAAGCCAGGGGAGUGUCCAAGCACAAAGUCUGGAGCAGGAAUGUGUGCCGAGUUGUGUUACUAUGACAGUGACUGUCCGAACAAUGAGAAAUGCUGCAGCAAUGGAUGUGGACAUCAGUGUAUGGCUCCAUAUAUAGCAAAGCCAGGGGAGUGUCCAAGCACAAAGUCUGGAGCAGGAAUGUGUGCCGAGUUGUGUUACUAUGACAGUGACUGUCCGAACAAUGAGAAAUGCUGCAGCAAUGGAUGUGGACAUCAGUGUAUGGCUCCAUAUAUAGCAAAGCCAGGGGAGUGUCCAAGCUCAAAGUCUGGAGCAGGAAUGUGUGCCGAGUUGUGUUACUAUGACAGUGACUGUCCGAAGAAUGAGAAAUGCUGCAGCAAUGGAUGUGGACAUCAGUGUAUGGCUCCAUAUAUAGACUGGAUUCCGCUAAACGGACUGACUAAAGCGGAUUAUCUGUAUCCAUGCAGUGAAGGCUACAGCCGAACCGCCGACGCCUCCAGCCGAGCUGCCGAAUCCUCCAGUGACGCCUCCAGCCGAACUGCCGAAUCCUCCAGUGACGCCUCCAGAUUGUGA